This is a messenger RNA of Penicillium nucicola, 3576 nucleotides long. Its product is annotated as glycoside hydrolase family 18 protein. Lineage: Eukaryota; Fungi; Ascomycota; Eurotiomycetes; Eurotiales; Aspergillaceae. Gene Ontology annotation, molecular function: chitinase activity; chitin binding. Gene Ontology annotation, cellular component: extracellular region. The coding region runs from base 1 to 3576 and encodes 1191 amino acids. Gene Ontology annotation, biological process: chitin catabolic process; carbohydrate metabolic process. The transcript has 3 exons. The record is from RefSeq and is a predicted model, not a curated record.
AUGAGGCUUUUCUCAUCUCUUGUGUGUCUGCUCGCUAGCGUGGGAUUCAUUCCGCUGGCCCUUGCGGACACCUUCUGUAGCGCCGAUGUGCCAUGCGCGAUUGGCUGCUGUGGCCAAUACAACGUCUGUGGCAUGGGUCCAGAUUACUGUGGCUCCGAUAACUGCAUUAACAAUUGUGAUGCUAAAGCUGAGUGCAAUCCUGGUGAUUGGGACUCCAAGUAUGUCAAUUCGACUACGUGCCCAUUGAACGUUUGUUGCAGCAAGUAUGGCUUCUGCGGCACCACUGAGGAAUUCUGUGGGAACUCAACUGUUACUCGACCCUCAUGUGACGCGAGUUCUCAAUCUAUCACUCGUGUGAUCGGUUAUUACAAUGCAGCAGCUGAUAGUCGGAGCUGCGAUGGAAUGUCUCCUGCUUCUAUCCCGCAAGGUGUUUACUCUCAUCUCUACUUCGCGUUUGGUAGCAUCAAUCCAGACACGUUUGAGGUGAUUCCGGAGGCCAAUGCGGACACACAGCUCUAUUCACAGCUCGCGGCACUGUCAAGUCGGGACUUGGGUCAAGAGCUCUGGCUCUCAAUUGGUGGUUGGGAUUUCUCAGAUUCCGAUGCCGCUACAGCGACCACCUUUUCAGAUCUAUGUGCAGCUGACACCGACACCCAAAAUAAAUUUUUCAAGUCUCUGACGCUUUUCAUGAAUACAUACGGAUUCACUGGUGUCGAUAUUGACUGGGAGUAUCCCGCUGCCACCGAUCGCAAUGGCAGAUCGGAGGAUUAUGCCAAUUACCCCAAAUUCUUGGCUCAGUUGAAGAAGGCCUUGGCCGAGUACAAGUUCGGUCUCUCUAUCACGUUGCCUACUAGCUACUGGUACCUACAGCAUUUUGAUGUUGUGUCCAUUGAGCCCUCGGUAGACUGGUUCAACUUCAUGAGUUACGAUCUUCACGGCACGUGGGAUGAAGGAAAUGAAUGGACAGGUGCCUUUUUGGACGCGCACACCAAUCUAACAGAGAUAGAGACCUCCCUGGAUCUUCUCUGGCGAAACAAUAUCACAGCAUCCAAGGUCAAUAUGGGCUUGGCCUUCUACGGCCGCAGCUUUACAUUGGCUAGUGCAUCGUGCUCAGAUCCUGGCUGCUCCUAUCUGUCAGCUGGCGACGCUGGAAACUGUAGCAGCCAAGCAGGAAUUUUGUUCAAUAGUGAGAUCAAACAACUUAUUGACAAUGACAACCUCAUCCCUACCUGGCACAAGGAGGCGGCCGUCAAAAGCAUUCAAUGGGACGGCGACCAGUGGGUUUCGUUUGAUGAUCAAGACACCUGGAAAACCAAAGCCGACUUUGCAAAAUCCCAGUGCCUUGGAGGCGUGCUCGUUUGGUCUGUCGAUAACGAUGAUGGCAACCAGACAUUUUCUAGGGGGUUGGCUGCUGCCUUGGGUAACGCGAUUAACGUCAAUACCACCACUGGAAUUACUGGCAGCGUCCUGAAGCAGCUUUCAGAGAAAACGACCACUCAGAAGUCCACUCCACAGCAAUAUUGCCAUUUCAUCAAUUGUGGCCUUACCUGUCCCAAUGGCUACACUGAUGUCGUCCGUGCCGACAAAACCAGUCAACUGAUGCUAGACUCAACAUUAUGUCUAUCAGGAGUUGGAACGCAGACUCUGUGUUGUCCUACAUCAAGUGAAAUUCCUACCUGCCGCUGGCGGGGAUUUCACAAUAAUGGAAAAUGCAAGGGCGGCUGCAACGACGAUGAAGCCGAGGUUGGCACACUACACGCUGGCUGUACUAAGUCAGGCUAUCAGUCUGCUUGCUGCACCAUUACAGAGUCGACAACGCCAUUUACAAAGUGCAAGUGGACUUCAGAUUGCUACAGCGAUGACACAUGUUCGUCCGGUUAUUCAAACUUCGUUGUGGGCUCCCGAGAUGGAUCUGGCGGCAUGCCUUCAUGCUCGAACAAGAAGACCUACAACUACUGUUGUUCGGGUUCAUCUGUGCCAGAUACCUUUACCAAUUGCGAUUGGAAAGGCCAUGAAGACUAUGAUUCUAAAAUAUGUACCGAUUCAUGCCCAUCUGACACAAUCCGUAUCGCCGCAGAGGCAAUCAACCCCUUCAACAACUUGAACUACGCCCGAACCUCUGGCUGUGGAAUUGGCGAAGAAGCUUACUGUUGUUCUGGUGCAAAAACUACCAAGCGAUCAAGCUCGUCGGAUACGUCAGACUCAUCAGACUCCCAAGUUGGAGUCUAUCAAGACCAAACCGCUAGAGAUUUUGACGCCUACCUCCAGAAGUUUCUUGCAGACCCUACAUGCCCCUCUGGCUGGGACGAUCAGUACAGCUCGAGCUUUGACUCAGUCAUGAAACGAGAAUUCAUGAGUGCUCGCUCUACAACCACAACCACAGAGACCUCUACGGAGCAGGGCAUCACGCUUGCCUUUCUUCUGCCUUUGUUGCAAGUGUUGGUACAAUCUCGCUAUCAACGCGACGAUCUGGUAUAUAUUUGGGACUAUCGAACUUCCCAGGCAGGAGUCUCGGACGUUGCUACUAUCGCAAACAUGACCACCAUGAUGUAUGGUGGUGACGAUAUCUGGACAGGGACUCCCUCCUAUGACUCUACACCUAUGCUAGCCCAAACACUAUGUAACAUUGCCGACUCGGCUACUGCUCUUCGAGAGAUUGAGUUCGCGACAGAUAUUCUAUGUAUCGACCCAUCUACUGGUGACCCUGUGAGCCAGUCUAUGAGCAAUUCAGUCAUCUCUGCCCGAACUAUUACUGUCGCGGGUACUGCUGACCGGUCUGCAAAUGAGUGCUCGCCAACGAUGAAUCUUAUACUGACCGGAAUUCUGAAUGGGGAUCUAAGCCUUCACUACCUCCGGUGGCUUCGAGCCACUACCACCGAUAACAAUGGAAAUCCUACCCAGGUGAUUCUUGAAGUGGCCUUUUGGAUCGGCGCAGAAGUGGGAGUCGCCAACGCAGCUACUCGAGCCACAUAUAGCGAUCGUAGUCACACAUCAGCCACCGACCGCUGGGUUAUUUUCCAUCUCCAUAUUCCAUUGGACGACACUACUCUCACGCAGAACCGAGCAGCAACCACCUGGUAUGUAGGCGUCAACACCUUGGACGUCUACCACAGCCAGGGCAUUACGCGCCCAAGUGUGGUCACACGCGGAAGAACCCCAGACUACCGGGCCGAAUACAGACUUUCAAAUACAUAUGCGAGAGGAGGCCAAAAUACCGGUUCACUGCAGAACUACAAUUCCCGUACGGAAACCUUGGGCUGCUACAGAGCUCCCGGAAGGUGGUAUAUUGGCAAUGACAGGACCAGUGUCAUCAACGGUUUAACGACAGAGCAACGAACCACUCCCAACUACGCCUUGAACUUGGAAAGACUGAGUGCCUGGCUUACGGAACAAGGCGUGUUUACUACUGAGACAUUGUCGCGGUUAUUCCCCGGGGAAUCGCUUGCCGAUGCUACAAGUGGUUGGGGGACCACAAACGAUUGGGUCAACGACUACGCCCCCGAAGACGGUGCAUUUGAUACUAAUUGGUUGCCAAAUGGGGAUACUCCGCUAGAUCCAAGGGAUGCUGAUCCUUGA